Molecule: messenger RNA, 2651 nt
Organism: Leptopilina heterotoma
Lineage: Eukaryota; Metazoa; Arthropoda; Insecta; Hymenoptera; Figitidae
Product: mucin-5AC-like
Exons: 17
Coding region: 47-2593 (848 amino acids)
Source: RefSeq, a predicted model, not a curated record
AUUCUUCAACGUGGCAUUUGCAAAAAUAAGUACUAGUGAACAGAAAAUGAUUUACGCCUAUUUUCUACUUUCUACACUUGCUGCAUUAGUUACAUGCAUGGUGAAGUCAAACUAUUAUAAUUUAAAAUGUGAAACGAUUGGCAUGUCAUGGGAAUCUGGAUUGAACGAUGGAUGCUCUUUUGUUUGUAAAAAAAGGAAUAAUAAUUACAAAUUCAAUACACAUAUCUUUCAAAAAGCUAAUAACUUUACGAAAAUGAAAACUGAUGAUGGUUUUUUUUGCAGUAACAAUGGAUCCUGUUUAGAUGGAUCGUGCAUUAAGUUGAAUAAUACAUCAAUUCAUCGUUUGUUAGAAGCAUUUCAUCCUAUUGUUUCUAAAAAUAUGGAAUUAAACAGGGAAAAAUGUCAAGAGAAUGGAAUGUCUUUGGCAUUUGAAGUUAGCGAAGGUUGCAUUUUUGUUUGUGAAAUGAAAAGUGACAUAUCCAAUAAAAGAGGCUACGAAUUAAAAAAAAUUGUUUACGCUACAGAUGGAUCUAAUUGCAAAACAACUGGAUUCUGUCAUGAAGGAAUGUGUAUUAAUAAUAACAUAAAAAAUCCAGUAACUACAACUCUUACAACUACAACUACAACUACAGCUAUAAAUUCAAGUUCAACUCCAACUUCAACUCUAAGUUUGACCUCAACUACAACUUCAACUUCAGCUCCAACUACCUUAAAAGAAUUUAAAACUGAAUCUCCUAAUGAAAAAUGCAAAAAACUGAACAUGAUUUUCGUGGAAAAUAUCAAUUAUGGAUGCAUAACUUCCUGCAAAAAUGAAACCAACAAGCUCGAAGAAACUUUAAUUGCUGAAGAUGGAUACCCUUGUAAUAAUAAUAAUGGAUUAUGUUCUGAAGGAGAGUGUAUUAAUACGGUAGAGGGUCCGGUAGCCACAAUUCAUAAAAUCAUAACUUCACCUCAAACUCCAACUUCAACUUCGAUUCCACCUUCAACUUCAUCUACAAAUUUACCUUCAACUCUAAAUUCGAGUUCAACUCCUACUUCGACUACAACUUCGAUUCCACCUUCUACUUCAGGUUCACCUUCGACUUCUUCUGCAACUUUAACUUCAACUCAAAGUUCGACUUCGACUCCUACUUCGACUUCUACUUCGUCUACAACUUCAACUUCAGCUCCGACUACCUUAAAAGAAUUUAAAACUGAAUCUCCUAAUGAAAAAUGCAAAAAACUGAACAUGAUUUUUGUGGAAAAUAUCAAUUAUGGAUGCAUAACUUCCUGCAAAAAUGAAACCAACAAGCUCGAAGAAACUUUAAUUGCUGAAGAUGGAUACCCUUGUAAUAAUAAUAAUGGAUUAUGUUCUGAAGGAGAGUGUAUUAAUACGGUAGAGGGUCCGGUAGCCACAAUUCAUAAAAUCAUAACUUCACCUCAAACUCCAACUUCAACUUCGAUUCCACCUUCAACUUCAUCUACAAAUUUACCUUCAACUCUAAAUUCGAGUUCAACUCCUACUUCGACUACAACUUCGAUUCCACCUUCUACUUCAGGUUCACCUUCGACUUCUUCUGCAACUUUAACUUCAACUCAAAGUUCGACUUCGACUCCUACUUCGACUUCUACUUCGUCUACAACUUCAACUUCAGCUCCGACUACCUUAAAAGAAUUUAAAACUGAAUCUCCUAAUGAAAAAUGCAAAAAACUGAACAUGAUUUUUGUGGAAAAUAUCAAUUAUGGAUGCAUAACUUCCUGCAAAAAUGAAACCAACAAGCUCGAAGAAACUUUAAUUGCUGAAGAUGGAUACCCUUGUAAUAAUAAUAAUGGAUUAUGUUCUGAAGGAGAGUGUAUUAAUACGGUAGAGGGUCCGGUAGCCACAAUUCAUAAAAUCAUAACUUCACCUCAAACUCCAACUUCAACUUCGAUUCCACCUUCAACUUUAUCUACAAAUUUACCUUCAACUUUAACUUCAACUCUAAGUUCGAGUGCGACUACAAUUACAACUCCAGCUCUAACUACCUUAAACAAAUUAAAACCUGAAUCUUCUAGUGAAAAAUGCAAAAAACUGAACAUGAUUUUAGUGGAAAAUAUCAAUUAUGGAUGCAUAACUUCCUGCAAAAAUGAAACCAACAAGCUCGAAGAAACUUUAAUUGCUGAAGAUGGAUACCCUUGUAAUAAUAAUAAUGGAUUAUGUUCUGAAGGAGAGUGUAUUAAUACGAUAGAAGGUCCGGUAGUUACAAUUUAUAAAAUCAUAACUACAGCUCAAACUUUAACUUCAACGUCGAUUCCACCUUCUACUUCAAGUUCGACUUCAACUUCAUCUACAACUUCAACUUCAACUCAAAGUUCGACUUCGACUCCUACUUCGACUUCUACUUCAACUACAACUUCAACUCCACCUCCAACUAUCUCAAACAAAAUUAAUCCUGAAUAUCCUAGUGAAAAAUGCAAAAAAAUAAGCAUGAGUUUCGUGGAAAAUUUUAAUGAAGGAUGCAUAACUACCUGCAUAAAUAAAACCAAUAAUCUCGAAGAAUAUAUAGUUGCUGAAAAUGGAGAACCUUGCGAUUAUGAUGGAAUCUGCGAUGAAGGAACAUGUAUGUAUGUAUAAUUUUUGUUUUUAUUUUUAGGUACAAAAUACAAAAAGCAGACUUCAGGCUAUAUAUGAA